ACCAACCCAUCAGCCGCGGCCAUAUCAGUCGAGGAGUCGUCGUCGUCGUCGAUAAUUUUGCUGCUGGUGGUGACCCCAAAGUUAGAGCCCAAAAUUCCCAAAACACCACAGCCUACUUAUCUGCUGGCCAAGAUGUUAAAGAGAAGUGAUUCGUCGUGAUCUGUGUGCGUGGUGGUGGUGAUGGAUGUCGGUCGCCAUCGUCGUCGCCUGCUUCGAUAGAUCUUGGGUACCACGCGAACGGGAGUGACAUAUGGCCAUUCGGGGGAGAAUAUCUCAAGGUGUUUAUUUACUUGGUUUGGGCGAGUGGUUUGUUAUCGUUUUUUGAUUCCCGACGUGCGGAUGCUGCGGCAGAUGAAGAAGAUACGGAUUGUCAGUGGUUGUAGUAGUAGUUGUUGUUGUGGUCGUCGUCUUUGUUUGAGCGAUUAGAAGGGAAAGAGGCGGACGCUGGAAGAGGACGGAAGACAUCGAUCGCCGCAGCAUCAUCAUCAUCAUCGUCUGCAGCAGGAGCAUCUUCAUCUCGUAUUACAAUCACAAUAGAGGACAGAAAGAGAGAGAGGAAAGGAAGAAAAAAGGGCCAAGAGCCGACUGCGAGUCGCACGUUUUUGUACACAUUCUCCCAAUAGAAGUAAGUGAUAAGGCUUAUCACUGCACAUCGCGGUGCAACGGAACCUGCGCUGCAGUAGAUCAACACACAGACCAAGUCUACAGUACAUUGUUGUGUACUUGGCGGCGGAACCUCUUGCUCUUUGCAGGCCAAGGAGAGGAAGGCAAGUGAAGGUCGUUUGGAAGGAGCCAACUGCGGAAAAGCUGCGCGGCCAACCUGUGUUCUAUUGGGUUUUUCUACGGGUCACAAGUUGUUGAUUUGUUAUAGCUUGUUUUCAAAAGACACAUUCACCGUUUUGUUGUUGUUGUUGUUGUGGUGUAACCAGAAACUCUGAACAAGAUGCGGGUCGUGGCGCUCGUCAGCGGUGGCAAGGACAGCACCUACAACAUGAUGCAGGUUACGGCCGAAGGCCACCAGGUGAUUGCGCUGGCCAACCUGCACCCCAAAGAUAAAGACGAACUGGACAGCUACAUGUACCAGACCGUCGGCCACCAGGGCAUCGAGAAGCUCGCCCAGGCGAUGGAACUCCCCCUCUAUCGCAAGAUAACCCGCGGCAACUCGAUCAACACCAAGGGCAGCUACGAACCGACCGAAGACGACGAAGUCGAAGAUCUGUACGAGCUGCUCGCCCAGGUGAAGGAGGAACAGAACGUGGAGGCGGUCGCCGUCGGCGCGAUCCUGUCCGACUACCAGCGGGUGCGCGUCGAGAAUGUCUGCACCCGGCUCAAGCUCAUCUCGCUGGCCUACCUGUGGCGCCGUGACCAAACCGAGCUGCUUGCGGAGAUGAUCGACAGUCAGGUGUGCGCCAUCAUCAUCAAGGUGGCCGCGCUGGGGCUGAUGCCGGACCGGCACCUGGGCAAAUCGCUGAAGGAGAUGCAACCGUACCUGGCCAAGAUGAAGGACAAGUACGGGUUGAACGUUUGCGGCGAGGGUGGCGAGUACGAGACGUUUACGCUGGAUUGUCCGCUGUUCAAGAGCCGGAUCGUGGUGGACGAUGUGCAGACGGUGAUCAGUUCGGCGGAUCCGGUUUGUCCGGUGGGGUAUUUGAACUUUACGAAGCUCCGGUUGGUGCCGAAGGAGCGGAAUGAGACGCCGGUGGUGAUUAAGAACUCGCUGGACUUUGUGUCGGACUUGAACGAGAGUAGCUAUAACGAUUUGAGCGAUCCGGAUUUGAGUGAGACGGAGUUGGAGCUGAUCGAGAAGGAAACCAACGCAAGGGCGGCGAUCAUACGGAGCUCGUUCAGCAAGGACGACAUCAGCGGUAUUGAGGGAGUUGGUGGAGUUUCACGCAGUAACAGUCUCAGCACGAAGGACCUCAACCACGAGCUGUCACUGCCACCACGAUCACCGGUGAAGAUCAUCACGAGACGGUCCAGCGUGGAGGCCGCCAUCGGAGGCAGUGAAGUUCCGCUGAGCUACGUAAGGGAGAAGGAACCGCUCACAAAUCAACCCCGGGCCAUCGUCAACUCCAAGGGCUGGAUGUGGGUUGCCGGCGUCCAGGGAGUGGCCGAAUCAUCUAGUCAGGCGAUGCAGAUCGCCCUCAACACGUUGGAAGACCUUAUAACCUCAAACUCGUUUACGCUGCGCCAAAUCUGCUACAUCACGCUGUACGUGAGGGACAUGGCCGAUUACGGUGCGCUCAACGAGGUCUACUCUUCACUGUUUAGCUUUACCAAUCCACCGACUAGGGUUUGCGUAGAAUGUCCACUUCCAGAGGACUGUCACGUCGUGCUGGAGGCGGUCGCGUUCAACCCCGAGAAGUCAACUUCCGAAUGGGACCACAAAAGACACACGAUGCACGUGCAGGGAAUUUCCCACUGGGCGCCGGCCAACAUCGGCACCUACAGUCAGUCGACCAAGGUCGGCACCAUAACGUACAUCUCCGGCCAGAUCGCGCUCGUCCCGGGCAGCAUGACCAUCAUCGAGGGUGGCAUCAAGCAGCAGUGCAAGCUCACGCUGAGGCACGUCGCACGGAUAGCGAAGGCCAUGCACGCCCAGGGUCAGCUGCGGGAUGUCGUUCAGGGAAUCUGCUUCGUGACGCAUCCGAGCUACAUCACCGAGGCCAGACGGCAGUGGGAACGGCGGACGGCCAACGCCAUCAUCGACUACAUUGUGGUGCCGGCGCUGCCGCGGGGUGCCCUCGUCGAGUGGCAAGUUUGGGCGCACACGCACAACGACAAGUUUGACUACGAAGAAACGGGUUGCUCAAUCGGCGAUUACUCGAUCUCAAUCCGGAGACGGUGGAACUACGAAAACAAUUGCGCCUCGGUUGUGUGCUACAUCUCGACCGGCCUAGCAACAUCAACGACCAAGCUGACGGAGCUGAGCGAUGACUGCAUGCACCACCACAAUCAACUCUCGCAGAAAAUCUCCCGCGAGCAGAUCCACGACGCGAUCGCGUACGUCCUCCGGAAGCUACUCCAGGACUACCCACUUGGGAACAGCCCGUCAAACGAUUCCUCCUCCUCGUCGGAUGAUCCCAACCCAACCCAACAGCUGGUACCUCCGCCCCAUCACCAUCCUCACCACCACAACACGGGACCGGUCCCCAGCGCGGCCACCCUGCCAACGGUUCACCUGCGCUUCUUCUACCAGGUGGGUGCCAUCGGUUCCGUUCAAGCCCUCCUCGAGGCCAUCGAAAGCUUUCUCAGCUCGCCGUCCAACGUGGCCCGGAUCGCGUACACCGUCGUUCCGGCCUGCCACCUGCAAAACUUUAGCACGUUCAUCUCGAUCUGCGGCCUGCGGCAUCACGAGUAAAAAAAGGAAAAUACGGACAACAAACAAAAAAAAAACACACGGGAUUUCUAUUUUAAACAAAUAUUUAUAUACAUCUUUCCAAGAUUUUUACAAACACAAACACUCAAACAAACAAAAAAACAGCAACAUUAUCGCAUAGUUGUGUGCUUGAAAGGAGGAGGUAUCCUUGCUGCAUAAAAAACCAGAAAAUCAAAUUACUCGAUCGGCAGCAACGAAUUCGAAUGAGCCAGCGCAUUGUUUCAUCAGAUUAUUUACUUCGUAAGCCCAGACGGAAUGUUUAAGAUUGCUACUCUUAUUGAAAACAAAACAAACAAAAAAAAAACCAGCUAAAUUAUAAUAUAUUGAAUGUUGAUAGGCAAAAAUGUACCAAUGUAAUAAAGACAAAGUAAUUUAAACUCUUGAAAAC
Culex pipiens pallens (northern house mosquito) is the source of this 3767-nucleotide messenger RNA. RefSeq lists its product as uncharacterized. The record is from RefSeq and is a predicted model, not a curated record. The transcript has 9 exons. Gene Ontology annotation, biological process: protein histidyl modification to diphthamide. Gene Ontology annotation, molecular function: diphthine-ammonia ligase activity. Bases 944 to 3361 code for a protein of 805 amino acids. NCBI's taxonomy places the organism in Eukaryota, Metazoa, Arthropoda, Insecta, Diptera, Culicidae.